GGCACGCACAGAGACUGCGCAGAUCUCUCGUCUGGGUUCUGCGGAACUCCUUUUGAGUACAAGGACCUUAGCCGGAAGGAUUAAAGAACCGUUCCAUUUCCGGAAGUAACGGGAGCGUUUCGAACAUGGCGACCUCCCAAGCGAACGGGCCAGCCCCGGCGCCUGGAAAGAGUGAAUUUCGUAACCAGAAGCAGAAGCAGGAGAACCGAGAUGAAUCAGAACUCCUCACUGUUCCUGAUGGUUGGAAGGAACCAGCUUUUUCCAAAGAGGACAAUCCCAGAGGACUCCUGGAGGAAAGCAGUUUUGCAACUUUGUUCCCAAAAUAUAGAGAAGCUUACUUGAAAGAGUGCUGGCCGUUGGUUCAAAAAGCCUUGAAUGAACAUCAUGUUAAUGCAACCCUGGACCUGAUCGAGGGCAGCAUGACUGUUUGUACAACAAAGAAGACUUUUGAUCCAUACAUCAUCAUUAGGGCCAGAGACCUAAUAAAACUACUAGCAAGGAGUGUUUCAUUUGAACAGGUAAACUUACAGUUACAGAGAUUCUGCUUUAUUU
Messenger RNA from Myotis lucifugus (little brown bat), 552 nucleotides. RefSeq names its product KRR1 small subunit processome component homolog. The annotation marks the transcript as partial. The record is from RefSeq and is a predicted model, not a curated record. The transcript has 3 exons. Gene Ontology annotation, cellular component: small-subunit processome; nucleolus. Lineage: Eukaryota; Metazoa; Chordata; Mammalia; Chiroptera; Vespertilionidae. Gene Ontology annotation, molecular function: RNA binding.